Molecule: messenger RNA, 654 nt
Organism: Varanus komodoensis (Komodo dragon)
Lineage: Eukaryota; Metazoa; Chordata; Lepidosauria; Squamata; Varanidae
Gene: BCAN
Product: brevican
Exons: 3
Coding region: 1-654 (217 amino acids)
Biological process (GO): cell adhesion
Molecular function (GO): hyaluronic acid binding
Source: RefSeq, a predicted model, not a curated record
AUGGCCUUCUUUCUGUUGGCCUUGUCUGCCUUUACCCAGUUCGUUCCUCAGGAAGCGUUCCAUUUCUCCAGGGAAAGCACAGAUGACCUCAAAGCUCUGAAGGUCUCGAUUGCCAAGUACCCUCCAGUCCGAGCCAUGCUUGCUGGUAGCCUCACCAUCCCCUGCCAUGUUACCUACCUGCGUCCGCUGCCCAUGUCUGGAACCUCUGGCCGUCUUGCUGUCCAGGGAGCACCCCGUGUGAAAUGGACCUUCCUUACUGAGGGCAAAGAAGUGGAGAUUCUGGUAGCUCAGGGCCAGAAGGUAAAGGUGAACGAAGGCUACCACGACCGGGUCUCCCUCCCCUUUUAUCCUGACUCACCAACAGAUGCCACCUUGGUCCUGAAUGAACUGAGGUCCAAUGACUCCGGGAUCUACCGCUGUGAUGUUCAGCAUGGGAUUGAAGAUGGGCAUGAUCUGCUGGAGGUGAAGGUAAAAGGAGUCGUAUUUCUUUACCGAGAAGGCUCAGCCCGCUAUGCUUACACCUUUGCCAAGGCCCAGGAGUCUUGUGCCAGGAUAGACGCUGAGAUUGCCACGCCGGAGCAACUGUACGCAGCCUACCUCAGCGGCUACGAGCAGUGUGAUGCCGGCUGGAUUGCUGAUCAGACAGUCAGGUAG